Messenger RNA from Bacillus rossius redtenbacheri, 3771 nucleotides. RefSeq lists its product as uncharacterized. Lineage: Eukaryota; Metazoa; Arthropoda; Insecta; Phasmatodea; Bacillidae. The record is from RefSeq and is a predicted model, not a curated record. Bases 86 to 2401 code for a protein of 771 amino acids. The transcript has 2 exons.
UAGUAUGAAGCAUUCACACGAGUAAAUAUGGUAAUGAAAAAUUGAAGUUACCUAAUAGUAAUUUUAUAAUUUUUAGGGACUUGAAAUGGCUCGUCGGGUGAGAGGGAAAAUUUCGUUUCAAACGGAUUGGAAAGUAGAAUUCCCUUGGGUUGAAGACAUCAAGGAUGAUCGUCACUCUGCUAGGUGUGCAGUCUGUGGGACUACUUUUUCCAUUACUUCCAUGGGAAGAACAGCUAUUACAAGCCAUGCCAGUGGAAACAAGCAUAAGAAAAAUGUGAGUAGUGUAGAUAAGACAGCGCCAAUUCAAAUUUGGGCUACUACAUCUGCCCCUGAAACAUCUAAAGCAUCUGAACCUUCACCUUUACCAUCUUCAUCUGUAAUUCAACCUUCGUCAGCUGCUGUUAUUCUUGGUGCGAGUAUGAAUCUACCUGCUGAAGAUUCGUUAAUCCCGAAAUCUGCUUCUACAACCCGCUGUUUGGAUAAUUUUCUUCUUAAAGACGAUGUGACUCGUGCCGAAGCUUUGUGGUGUCUUGAAACGGUGAUGAAUCAUAACUCCUUACGCAGCGCUGCUAGUAGCGUAAACAUGUUCAAGCGAAUGUUUCCCAACAAUCGUGUUGCAAACAAUAUGAAACUUCAAAAAGAUAAAAUUUCAUAUGUCAUAGUUUAUGGACUUGCUCCUUAUUUUUAUGAUAAGUUGAAAAGUGUUUUGAAAGAGUGUGAACAUUUCGUGUUGGGUUUUGAUGAGAGUGUGAACAAAAUUGCACAGAAACAACAGAUGGACUUGUCUGUCAGAAUUUGGGACUCAAAUGUAAAUAAAGUUAUGUGUAGGUAUGUAACAUCCAUCUUUUUGAAUCACGCUACAGCUGAAGAUCUCUUACAAGCCAUGAAAACUGGCUUGGAAGGAUUUGACAUGAUGAAGAUUAUCCAAUUAUCAAUGGAUGGUCCUAACGUAAAUUUCAAAGUACUUAGGCUUUUACAGCAAGACAGUAGAUCUGACCCAGAAUCCCCACAGUUACUAGAUAUUGGUUCUUGUGGUUUACACACAGUGCACAAUGCCUUUAAGACAGGCAUCAAGAAAUCUGGUUGGGAGAUAAUUGAGUUUCUUAGAGCCCUUUACAAUUUGUUUAAAGAGGCUCCAAGUCGACGAGGAGACUAUACAGAGGCUUCAAACUCACACGUGUUUCCUUUGAGGGUUUGCUCAAUUCGUUGGAUUGAAAAUGGCAAAGUAGCGAGGAGAGCAAUGGAAAUAUUGCCACUUGUUGAAAAAUAUGUCAACAUAGUCAAAACCACAGCAAAGGAACCAUCUUGUAAUAGCUUUUCUGUUGUAUGUAAAGCCCUGCAAGACAAACUCCUGCAAGCGAAAAUAGCUUUCUUUGAGGCACUGGCAAGUGACGUUGAACCAUUUUUGGUAGAAUUCCAGUCUGAUUCUCCAAUGGCACCAUUUCUUUUCGAUAGUUUGACAUUUAUUGUAAUGACUGCUAUGAAAAGAAUUGUGAAAACCGAGAUUAUUGAGAAAACUCCUCUUCACAAAAUUGAUGUUUUCAAACAGAAUGCAGAUAAGACUUUUGUAAAUCUCAAGGAUGUGAAACAUGUUGAGCUUGGUUACAGUACCCGUGCAGCACUAAGGAAGUGUAAGAAUGCCUCUGAGAAAGAUAUUUUAAUUUUCAGAAAAGAGUGUCGGAAUGUCCUGCAAUUUUUUGUGAGUAACCUGUUGCUGAAGUCUCCUCUGAAGUAUUCUCUUACCAAGGCUCUUACUUUUUUGAACCCUUAUCAUAUUUCUUCCAAAGAUAGUUGUGUAAAACAACUUACUACUGCUCUUGACCACCUCCUUACGGCCAAUCUUCUGCCAGCUAGCACUGUUGAAAGGGCUGAUAGAGAGUACAGGUUUCUUUGCUCGCAAUCAAAUGUCAUUGAAGAAAUGAAAACCUACUCUAAGUCUGAAACUCGCUUGGAUACCUUCUGGGUGCAGCUUAUAGAAGGAAAGAAGGAAUAUGAGAACCUCUUUAAAGUAGUCAAACUACUUUUAAUUUUGUCUCACGGCAGUGCUAACAUCGAACGAGGAUUUUCAGUGAACAAAGAAAUUUUAGUCGAAAAUCUGAAAGAACCAUCACUCAUAGCCCAGCGUCGUAUUUUUGAUUUUGUUAGUAAUGAGCCGGGUGGACUGAUGAAGCUAGACAUUCCUAAAGCCAUGAUUCAUGCAGUGAGGAAUGCUUAUUCCAUGUACAGUGAGGCACUUGCAGAGCAGCAGUGUGCAAAUAAGAAAAUUUUCAAGCUAGCGGAAGAAAGAAAACGUGCAGCUACUGAGAUCAAACAGCUUGAGGCGAAGAAACUCAUGUUGCUUGAGGAUGUACAGCGUGCAGUAUCUGCCAUCGAUGAGAAGGUGAAAGAUCUUAAAAAAUAGUAUAGGGCUGUGUAUUGCAUGACACUAUACAGUUAAACUUCUCACAGUUUUGUACUAGUGUGACUAUGGACCAAACAAGCUGCAAGACAAUUACUAUCGAACCAGGACAAAUGAAAAAUUCCAAUGUUUUAAUAAUGAAUUUGAAGUUCCAACAUUUCCAGUGAGAAGGUAGGCCUGCAUAUGUCUUUGAUGUUUAUAGCAUCUUUAGAUGAUCAUUUUGUUAAAAUGCUUUUUCUCAUUACAUACAGUAGUAAUUUAGUAAUUUAUUGCAUUUGUUCAAUUUUGCAUGUACUAUCAUGAUUUUGGGGUAAAAUUUUAUCGCGUAUGAUUUACAUGUAUUCUUUUCAUUUUUGACAUGUACAGGAAUGUACAGGAAUUUAAUGUUCCUUAUGUUACGCAGGAUGACAUUUUCCGAAAAUUAGAUCCCAUGGGUGGUUAAAACCAGGCAACAGUGGGUACUUUGUCUGCAUGCGAACAGGAUUUUGCAUUGUUCAUGCCUUCUGCGUCUUCAUGUCAACGGGCAUCGCGCGGCAGCAGCGUACCCACAAGGAGGGGCAUGUAUAAUGAGCGGCGCAAGAGUGAUCUGCCUGUAGACUGCAGUAACGAAGUACGGGUAAAUCAGUUGUACGUUGCUUGCACGAGUCGGGAAACCAUCGGUGCUAUUCAUUUUCUCUCCGGUACAUUAUACAGCAUUGUAAUAAAUUUUCACUGAAUUUUUUUUAAAUUUACCAUUACUGUAAAUGUGAGAUGUGGCUUAAUUUUUUUUCCUUUAGUAUAGCCGUGCGAAGCCGGGUCGGGCAGCUAGUUAUGUAUAUUUAUUAAGUUAUUUGAAUAGAAAUCAUAGCGCUACAGCGUUACAGAUGUUUCUUUCAAUGUUAUAUAGUAUGUCCACCAUUAUGUGCGUGUAAUAAGGUGGCAGCAUAGAAUUUUCCAAGUUAGUUCACUGCAGGUCAGUUCCACAGAAUGGUAUGCUCUAUGCAUAAGAGGAAAAACCAUUUAUUGCAAUCCACAGCGGUAUGAUAGAGUAUUAGCAAACAGUGAACUCUUUGGAUAGAAUAUUUUUGUUUAUAUAAAUAAUAAAUAAUAAUAGGUAAGUAUCCUUGGUAAAGUACUGUAUGGUAUAUACAAACAGCAAAACCAGAAACAAGAUGGUGCAAGGAUUCUGAGACAUAAUACUAGCAGACACAAAAACAUUAGAAUGUUUUGUAGUAAAAAUACAAAAAAAACACCAUUAUAAAAGUAUAAAAAUUAGAAAAACAUUUUUUUUUAGAAACCUUAUCACAUUAUAUGUUAAUUUAAUUAUUUAAGGAAAACUAUUUAAAAAAUUACAUUAAUCAACACCCUUGCCCCCUGAAAUUUACUAAAUUUAA